UCAGUUUAGACGUCAGGCAUUUUAUAUACGGGAAAAAUACGUAAUAUAAUUAAACUAGCAAUGAAUAAUAGCAACAAAUCUAAACGUAAAGUACUGUCAAAUUAAACUAAAUAUUUCUGACACCGACCUUUACAAACAGUAUUCUACGAACAAUAUGAUGUCAUUUGCUCGCGAAAUAUUUUAUGAAACUUAGAUUGUUCAGUCGUGGUUUUCGUUUUACCACCGGCAACGGAAAAUUUUAUAAAAAAAUGGACUUUUCGGAUCCGCCUGCGAAGGCGUCAUUAUGCUGCGAGGAAUCUGUCGAAGGUGCUCCUCCUACGUAUGCUAUGUACGAGGCUUUAAAAGACUCGUGUCAGAAUAAUGCUACCUACUUUCAUCCUGAUGAUAGUGAAAAUGGACAGCGGCUUUACCAAGGAUUUAUGACUCUGAUUGAUCAUAUAGAUACUGUUUGGCCUCUCGUUGAUCACGUUCGUAAGGUAGCACCUUCAUACGACUUCGAUGCCAAGUCUCCGGGUAAUGGAUAUCGGAGUUUCGUUUCGGUUGUUGACUCUUGUGUUUUGCACGGACUUAAACUGAGCCGACAAGUAUGUACUGGACGAGACGCGCUGCUCUUUCGUAAAGGUUACUUUGUAAAGGAAGUGGAAUCAUGUGGCCAGCUUCUAGCGUCCCUGGGAACGUGUUUACAUCAUCUCCAAACUUUGCUUUCGUGGGCAGCUCCGGGAGAACUGUUUCCUAUAGAGCCACAUUCACCUGAGGAAUUAUUCUCGCAAGCGGACACGAUUAAUCAGUAUUGUUUCUAUGGAAGAUGUCUUGGGUUUCAGUUCCUGCCAUCAAUGCGUGGUAUACUCAAAGGUAUAUCCAUAUGCAUGGCAGGUUUCUCCGAAGCCUAUUACAGCCACGGUAACCUCAUCAGUUCCGUGUGGACGGGGGGGCAGUAUUUAAUAGAUCCAGAGAUGCGAGCGAGACGCAUCGUCAAUAUCAGUCAGUCUGCGAGUGUGGAAUUCUGCAAGGCGUUUUGGUUUCUAGCUGAGAGCGAGAUUAUGAAGCGCGUUCCGAGUCUAAUGUCAUCAACGGUGGCUGUUAAUAAGAUAAUAACGUUACCACCGGAGCCUAUAGUGAUGACUACGAAUGAAGGGAAGGAAAUGACAAUACUACCACCGACCGUUCAUAUAGGAUUACAAGGGCUUAAUGUUCGACUGAUCAGUGUUAAUAAGAGAAUUGGUAUGGCCGGCGAAGGUUCUUCAACUCUUCCGCCAGCAGAGGGUAUAAUAUUCCAUUGUCACGGCGGUGGCUUCGUGGCUCAGAGUUCGAAGUCCCACGAGACUUAUCUCAGGGAAUGGGCCUCUAAACUUAACAUUCCCAUUCUGUCAGUGGACUACAGUCUCGCGCCGCAGGCACCCUUUCCGCGAGCCUUGGAAGAAGUUUUCUUUGCUUAUUGCUGGAUGAUAAAUAAUUUUAAGGAAAUUGGCACAACUGGUAAACGAAUAGUAUUCGCCGGUGACUCGGCCGGUGCAAAUCUGAUCGCGGGCUGUACGCUCAAGAUCCUGGAAGCCGGUCUCCGUCCGCCUGAGGGUCUAUUCAUGGCGUACGCUCCCUUGCUCGUGAGCUUCAUCCCGAGCCCGGCCCGACUGCUAUGUUUGAUGGACCCGCUUCUGCCCUUUGGAUUCAUGAUGAGGUGCCUUAAAGCAUAUGCAAGUCCAAACGCAAGAGGCAAAGUGGAGAAACGAUCAAGUAAAGAAAAUAGUACAUCGAAUGCCACAACGCCUGUUGAAGGAAACGGCUUUCUUAAAGUUAGUCCAUCACAAGAGGGCGCCAGCGAGGGCCCGUCGUCGUUCGAGGAGGUGUCUCCGUCGGACCUGGCGGAGCUGCAGGCGCACAAGUCGGGCUCCGAGCGGCGCCAGUCGUCCGACACCACCAUCAGCGCCGCCUCGCUGACGAGCGAGCACACCGCUGCCGCAGGUAUAACACCAACGGAGGACAAGUCACAACAGUACGUAUCAGACUUCCUAGAGCGGUACGUUUUCGACAGCGAUACCGAUUCCGAGGGGAGGAAGUUUCCAGUUGUAAAACCAAACAAGAACCUACAUUCACAGAGAGAACCGGAAUCUGAAAAUUCAAGUACUUUGAUAGGUGAACCGCCAUUGUUACACGAUGGAGAGAACAAAGACCAUAAAAAAAGAAUAAAGACACGUAUAAGUGAAGCAGCAACGGGUCUAAUGGGUGCGAUGUCGUCCCGUCUGGCAUUUAUCACGGGUUCAAAUAAUAUAAGACCGUCCCAGGAAGAACUAGCCGUUAGGUCUAACUUGGACGCCUUAAUAGCUCGCAGUCCGUCCGACGAGUUCAUAUUCUCCGUGCCGCGUGACCCGCUGCUGUCGCCGUACUGGGCCGACGACGAACUACUCAAAAGAUUCCCACCUGUUAGGAUAUUGACGGUGCACCUAGACCCGUGCCUGGACGACUGCGUGAUGUUCGCUAAGAAGCUGAAGGGUCUCGGCAACGAAGUCGGCCUCGAUGUAUUAGAGGGUCUACCGCACGGUUUCUUGAAUUUCUCAUUGAUGGCCAAAGAAGCACACGAAGGCUCAAACCUUUGUGUCGAACGUAUAAAGCAAUUACUCGACUUAGAAAAUCACGCGAAUACUCCCGAUAACACGGAGUUAUGAAUGUGUGGCCUUUGCGGUAUUCAUAGAACUUAGGCUUUAAAGUGUGCCUGUGCCUGAUACGUAAUAAAUAAAGGCAGCGACGCUGAGAGCCUUUAGAGCAAUUAAAAAAAAAUAGCAAAUGUUUUAUUCUCGUAUAAUUUUGUUAAAACUUUUCAAUUGAACUGUUUUAAACAGAUUUGAACUUUGUUGUGAUUUAUUUUUAGAAAUUGCACUGCGGGUAGAUUUUAUUUAACAGAAGUUUAAAAAAAAAUAAAAGUGGUGUGGUGUUUUCAUAUUUCUUAACGAAGAAAUAAUAUUUUGAGUGAAAUAAUAAUAAGUCUUAUUUAAUAUGUAUAUAUAUGUAUGUGUAUGGCACUAAUUAUAUUUUAUUUACUUUAUUAAUUUAAAUUUGUCAAAAUGUUUUUAUUAAGGCUGUAUGGAACAGUUCCUUGGAAAUUACGCAUUAAAAUAUAUAUUUAUAUUUUUUAAAUCAACAAAAUACCUGUUUAAAGCUUAUAAAGAUUAUAGCCGCUAUAAGUAUAUAUUAGUAAAAAAAUAAUAAACUAUUUAAUUAUGUGAGAUAUAAAUAUCAUUGUGGAAAGUUACACGAAUUUAAAUUUACUGUACUAACUUCAUGGUGGACCAGUUAAGAUGGAAGUGAAUGCUGGAUAGAUUAAAAAUACACAUUAGAAAGUGGAACCCUAUUUAUGCACAUUGUUAAUAUGCAAAUAUUUCUAGUUAGAAAUUUUGAAGUGAAGCCAUUGAACGCGAUGUGAGUGAGUCGUAAUUAAGUGCAUUCGAUAUAUGAAGUUUGUGAAGAUACGUUACGCAAAUUAUAUGGUUGGACGUUUGCCAGGUGAUCUUGCGCUUUGUAUUGUUUUUUUUGACAUUGACGUGACUUAGCGGUAGCAUUAAAUAAUUAUUUAAUCUGUAGCUUAUCUAUAUUAUUUCAAAUAUUUGGAAGGUAUUGUAUAAACCAAUAGAAUUGCACAAAGAUUAAAUAAACUAAACGUCUAAGUAUCAUAUAAAUGUACAUA
Messenger RNA from Vanessa atalanta (red admiral), 3676 nucleotides. RefSeq names its product hormone-sensitive lipase (gene Hsl). The transcript is spliced from 16 exons. Gene Ontology annotation, molecular function: triacylglycerol lipase activity; sterol ester esterase activity. Lineage: Eukaryota; Metazoa; Arthropoda; Insecta; Lepidoptera; Nymphalidae. Gene Ontology annotation, cellular component: cytosol. The coding region runs from base 183 to 2660 and encodes 825 amino acids. Gene Ontology annotation, biological process: triglyceride catabolic process; cholesterol metabolic process. The record is from RefSeq and is a predicted model, not a curated record.